Molecule: messenger RNA, 10162 nt
Organism: Neolamprologus brichardi
Lineage: Eukaryota; Metazoa; Chordata; Actinopteri; Cichliformes; Cichlidae
Gene: plcl1
Product: phospholipase C like 1
Biological process (GO): phosphatidylinositol-mediated signaling; phosphatidylinositol metabolic process; release of sequestered calcium ion into cytosol
Molecular function (GO): phosphatidylinositol-4,5-bisphosphate phospholipase C activity
Source: RefSeq, a predicted model, not a curated record
UGUUGUUGGUGUGAGUGCAGCCAGCACAGCCGGAGCGGCUGUUUCAGUGAGAGCGACGCGCUGCGAGGAGGGUUAGGUUUGCUCCUCUCCGCACUUUGACGUCCUCGCGCAGUGGGAGGAAGGCAGGGGAGCUGCGCAGCCACGCAGGCUGUACUCUGAAGUGUCCUCCAACAUUUUCUCUCCAGCAGCAGAAAAAAAGAAAGGAAGAAAGAAAAGGCGCUCCCCGAAGCUUUACGCGCGCUCCCAUGUAGUCCCGCUGUUCGAGCAGCAGAGGAGGCGGACGGGAGACGGAGAGGACUUGUUGCGCGUCUCCGGGGGACGCAUCAGUUCAGCUUUCAUCCAAGUGUGUCUGCGCGCGCAUGUGAUGCUCUGAUUGGAGCGGGCAUGGACUGUGGAGAUCAGCUCCGACUAACAGCCUGAAGUCAGCGCGGAUUUGUGCUCAGCGACUGAGAGACUCUGCUCACAAUCAAGGAAACCGGGGUGCUUAGUUUCCUCCAGGCGGACAGAGCUGCUGCUGCUGUCGGUGCUGAAGACAGGACUCGUUUCAUCAUUAAAUGGCAUCCAGGCACAGCAGAGGCAAACUUUAUUCGGGUCAGAUCCGACGAGUUGAUUAAUUUUCCCUCUCAAAUUACUUUUAAAUCAACUCCUCCGUAUCCUCGUCGACAUGUCUGAGCGUGAUGGAUGUGGAGAUGGGCUGUGCAGCGACGAAGCGCCCGACUAUAUUCCACAGAGAGCGCCCCGCGGUCGGCGCAGCGGUGUCAUCCUCCCCGGCGGCGGCGGCGGCCAGGACACUGAUACCAUCCUGCUGGAGUCGGUGAAGGCGGCACCUCGCCGGAGCAGCAUCAUUAAGGACCCCUCAGUACAAAAGGUGGGCGGAGGCAGGAAGAAGACGGUGUCCUUCAGUAGCAUGCCCUCUGAAAAGAAGGUCAGCAGUGCAGCCGACUGUUUGGCGUUCAUGCAGGGAGGGUGUGAACUGAAGAAGAUCCGGCCCAAUUCUAGGGUUUACUGUCGUUUUUACACACUGGAUCCAGACUUGAGCUGCUUACGCUGGGAGCCAUCCAAGAAAGAUGGAGACCGGGCUCGGCUUGACGUUUCCAGCAUUCGUGAGGUCCGCACUGGGAAGAGCACCGAGACCUUCCUCCACAAUGGCCCUCUCUCCGAACAUCUGGCUGAAGAAGCAGCCUUCUCUAUCAUACAUGGAGAUGACUACCAGUCUCUAGACUUGGUGGCAUUGUCAGCUGAUGUGGCCAACAUCUGGGUAACAGGUCUUCGUUACCUGCUGGCUCAUCCUUCCAUCGUAGGAGGGGCUGGGGGAGGUGUAGCAGGAGGAGGACCGGGUGAAGGAGGGGGGGUGGCCGUUGAAGGAAGCCUGGGAAGCAAGAUGAGGAGUGAGUGGCUGACAGCAGAGUUUGCCCAGGUCGAUGAAGAUGGUUACGGGAUCGUGUCAGAGGACGUAGCAGUCGCCACCAUCUGUAAACUGUGCCCUGGUAUCAAGGAGGCCAAGGUGCGUCUCCGUUUCAAGGAGAUCCAGCGCAGCAAGGAAAAGCUGACCUCCCACGUGACACGUGAGGAAUUUGAGGAAGCCUUCUGCGAGCUUUGCACACGGCCAGAUGUCUACUUCCUAAUGGUGCAACUGUCCAAAGACCGCGAGUGUCUGGACCCUCAGGACCUCCGGCUCUUCUUGGAGACAGAGCAGGGUUUGUCUCUGGCUACCACUGAGGGCUGCUGGGAACUACUGAGGCGUUAUGAGCCCUCUGCCCAAGGCAAGGAGAGAGGGCUGCUGGGUCUGGAUGGAUUUGCCCGCUACCUGCAGUCUCCGGAAUGCCAGCUGCUUGACCCAGAACAGCUAGGGGUUUGCCAGGAUAUGAACAUGCCUCUGUCCCACUACUACAUCAGCACCUCAUACCGCUCCUACCUGUUGGAUGACCAGGUCCAUGGAAGAGCAGAUCUUGGAGGACUGAUCAAGGCCUUGCAGUCUGGUUGCAGAUGCCUGGAGUUGGGAGUAACUGAUGGCCCAGAGGGGGAGCCUUUGCUCGGGGUCGACUGUGGGCCUGAUAUCCCACGGCACCAUCAUCAUCACCACCAUCACCACCACCAUUCACCAGUCACUAUCCGCUCUGCUCUGGAGGUGGUCAAUAAAUACGCCUUCCUGACCUCUCAGUACCCUCUUUUGUUGUACCUGUGUCACCGUUGCUCCCCAGACCAGCAGCACACCAUGGCACAGCACUUGAGGAAGGUGUUCGGAUCACGUCUUUACACUCCAGAAGCCCUGCCGGUCAGCCUGGGAGGACGAGCUACAACCUUACCCUCGCCUGAACAACUUAAGGGACGCAUUGUUAUAGUGGGGAAGAAACUCCCUCCAGACCAUGAAGGCUGUGAUGGGGAAGUGUCUGAGGAAGAUGAGGAGAUAGGCGGAGGUGGACCUCUGGCAGGAAGAAGAAUGACAAUACCUGGUGAGGAGGAACUGGGUGUGGUCUUGGUGGUGCCUCCACCCUCUCAACCUAGGAAGCUCCGUCUCCACAAAGAGCUGUCAGACCUGGUGGCUAUUGCUCGAACUGGAAGUCGUAGCUUCUAUGCCCAGCGAGCCAGUCACAAGCAGGCUCAGCAGCAGACUCCCCCCAGUAGUCCAUCCUCUCCCAGCACACCGGUGGCUCCCGAGCUGCCUUACUGGACACUGUGCUCUUUAGGCGAAGGAGAAGCUGGACGGCUGACCAGUGAAAGCCCAGAGGACCUUGUUAUGUUUACCAAGCGCACCCUAACCAGAGUACGACCCAGCUCCGUGCGUCUGGACUCCAGCAACCCUAACCCACAAGGGUACUGGAAAGGAGGAGUCCAACUUGUGGCCUUGAAUCAACAGACCCCUGGCGCAAUGUUGGACCUUCACCGAGGCCGCUUCACACAGAACGGAGGCUGUGGUUAUGUUCUCCGACCUGCCGUGAUGCGGGAUGAAGUGUCGUAUUUCAGUGCCCACACGCAGGGCUGCGUGCCAGGUGUCCCACCUCAGACCCUUCGUAUUAAGAUUAUCAGUGCCCAUAACCUACCCAAGCCCCAGGGUUCAGGGGCUAAAGGAGAGGUUAUUGACCCAUAUGUGGUUCUGGAGCUGCAUGGAGUACCAGCUGACUGUGCUGAGCAGCGGACUCGCACUGCUGCUCAGAACCAGGAUGACCCACUGUUUGAUGAGACGUUCGAGUUUCAAGUAAAUAUGCCCGAGCUGGCCUUGCUGCGUUUUGUGGUAUUAGAUGAUGACUACAUCGGAGAUGAUUUCAUCGGCCAGUACAGCGUGGCCUUCGAGUGCCUUCAGCCUGGCUACCGUAAUGUGCCCCUGCUGGGCCUGGCAGGAGACCCCUUACCUCACACCAGCCUGUUUGUCCACGUGGCAAUCACCAACCGCCGAGGAGGCGGGAAGGCCCAGCGGCGAGGUCUUUCGGUGCGGAGGGUGGGGAGACGGGGGAGAGAGUACGUCACACUGAGGCACACUGGUAUCAAGGUAGUGGAUGAGACUUUUAAGUCAGCCGGUGGCCCUCUCAAAGAAGCGACGGACCUGCGGGAGGAUGCUCAGAGCACCACAGCCAGUUUCAAAGAGCAGUGUGGGCUCCCCACGGUGGCCAAACUGAAGCAGUGCAUCCAGACCUUGGGCACGAGGCUACAGAGUCCUGAGGGCACUAUGGGGGCCACCAUGGUUCUGAAGGAUGGCUAUCCACGUCUGGAGCCCCUGCUCGGCCUCUCGGAACCAACUCGCAAACUGCUCGCUGCUUAUGAAACGAUGAUUGCUGCCCAGAAACAGCUGAUCGAGAAUGCUGAUGCAGUACAGGAGAGGAUCGCUCAGGUGCAGAGGGAAGGAAUGGACUUCCAUGAGGAUCUCUCUCGGCUUGGAGAGAAGGAAGGACUAAAGGGUCGCAAGCUUAACAAAGCCGUGGAGAGUUUCACCUGGAACAUUACUGUACUUAAGGGACAGAGCGAUCUGUUACGUGGGGCUAAGAUGGAUUCUCUGGAUGCCCUGAGGCAGCUGGCUCUGGCCUGUGAAGCCUGUGGACUCACCUCCUCCUCUUCUUCCUGCAAUUCCUCAUCCUCCAAUUUCUCCACAGCUGAGCUGCACUACUCCUCCCACCCCCUGUCUGGCCGCCGAAGCAGCACACACGGCAACGGACGCAUCUGAGACCCACCUGCCCACCACCCCACCACCCGGGUCCAACACACUGCCAAAGAUGAAAAGGGAUUGAAAAUAGUAAUUACAGAGGAUAGCAGACAGAAAAAGAAAAGAAAAACCUGGACCUGGGUGUGUAAAGCAAUAGAUUAGACUGGAGGAUUUUCUCUAUGCUAGAGUGUAUUCCUGUAUACAGUGCAGUAAAUGUGUAGACUAAAGCCUUACGGUGAGUCCAGCCUGCAGAGAGGCUCCUCAUGAAUGUCUGCCGGUGGAAGAAAGACGUUAAACACAGGAACUUAAUUUUCUGACAGCUUAAAUCAGCAUUUAAAAAUCAACAGUUUCUUCCUCAUUAAUGAGGAAAUCAGAGACAACUUAGUAGUUUGUGACACUGGAGCCCCUGAUGAUGACCGUCAUAUUACUGGUGUUUCGUUUCAGAGGUGAAGUUUUGGAAAGGAGCGAAUGUAGAGCUGUUAGUUUGGCCUGUCCCUUGGGAAGGCAGCAAAAUUGCCUGUGUGUGUUGGAAAUGGUGGAAAGGUGCAAUAACAGACUGAGAAAACCUCACAGGUGGAGAGUUGCUGAUUAUGUUAGCCUAGAAUUUUAGUAUUUUAGACGUAGCUGCAGAAAUGUUUGCAGCUGCUUAAUAUUUAAAAGGAAAACUGAGGUUUAAUCCAGUUAGGAUAACCACCGAUCAAGUAGAGUAUAUACUAACAUGACUGACAGUUAGUGUUGUGAUCACUAACCUCUGUCCUUUCACCUGAAUAGUGGAAGUAUCCUUUUUCUGACUCGUUCUCCUUAAAAAGCAUAGCAGCGUCUGCCUAAUUUCUUCACAGCUUUCGAACAAAAUGAGCUUCAGAUGGAGAAAAAGGAUCUUAUCUCAAAUAUGAAGGCUUAUUAAUGAGGUUUGAGAGUUUGGAAAGGUUGCAGGUCAAAUCAAUCCAGCCAUUUGUGUAAUGUAUCGCUUCUUUCCAGACUGCAAUCUCUUAACCUCUGUAGGCCUUGUCUGGCCUGUUUGAGGAUUAAUGCACUUACUAGAUGCCCUUGUAACUCCGAGUACACUCACACAUUUCCCCUUCUGGUUUGUGCAAAGAAAGCACCAGAAGCUUGCACACACACACACACACACACACAGGUUCUUAUUAUCUCCACGCAAUGGCCUGUGGGGCUGUUGGCAUUUGUUGUUUGUUAGUGUGGUAAUUGGAGAGGAUGUGUAUGUAGUACUGCAUGUCUGCUGUGUGGAUCUUGUUACCGCCUCACUAUGCUGACAUGUGGUGUAAUGAAAGCUCAGAGUCUGUGGAGGAAGAGCGGCUUCCUGCAGUUUGGAUGAAGUUGACUACACUGGUGUAGCAAUAAUUUCAACUAAAGUAAUACACAAAGACUGUAUAACUCAACAAUAGAAUGAACUGUGCAACUCAGUCAUAAAAGAAAUCAACUAAAACACAUAUGAUAUGAUGUGUGGCAGGGGCUGCUCAUGGUUGUGUCAGUGAUGGUGUUCUUCUGUGUCUCUGAGCAUUAACGUGUGCUUCUUUUUAACACAGGGAAACUUGUUCUUAAACUCUGCUGUUAUAUCUGUCUCUGGUAAUGCUGGGUUUUAACCAAACUGCAUAGAAGUGAGGCUCAGCAGCACGUGGGACCAAUCUAGCAUGACUCCAGAAACUCUCAGCUCAAGCUUUUUACGGGUGACAUGUCUUAAAGUGGGCCUGUUCCACUCCAGAACUCUAGUAGAGUGGCUUUCGUGAUUUAUGGUAAAUAAAAAUAAUCCUUAUUUGUCUUAUAAAGUUGUUUUACUUCUUCUGACCAGCUGCCCUUUGCAGAUUUGGGGCUUCUCUGCUCAAAGAGCUGUGUGCCUCAAAUGACCAUAUUAGGUAAAUCCUGUCCUGUCUGAUAGCCUGUCAUACAGAGCCAAGAGUAGAAAAACUGUGUGAAACAGAGCAGUUAGAAGCAAACGCUUACUCACUCAUUUGAAUAUUUGGCCACGUUUAAUAAGAGCAGCCACCGCUGGGACCAUAAUGACAGAAAAUAGGUACCUUUCCAAACAAUACUGUUUUCUUAAUUUUGUUUGAGAUACAAUAAAAAUCACAUCUUAGUUCUGCUGGAUUGACUUGUGAUUGUAAUCCAGUGCCGACCAAUUUAAAUUCCACCUCCGUGUUUGAAGGAGGAGGCAUCUUAACCUAACUUAGGACUAAAAGACAUUUUGAAUGUUUCUUUUGCCCUUUCAGGAGAGCAGGUACGUGGGCCACGGCUAAAUAUUGGAGCUUAACAGCCAGUGGCAUUUUUAGAGUAGACAAGAUAUAAUGAGAAGCACAGGGUUUACUAACUGACUUAGUCCUGUGCAGACGUGUAUGUGCAAAGCUACUGUAUCUUCUGAAUGAGUCUGCCGUGUUUUGUAAUAACCUCCUUCUUACCCCCUACUUCUCUCCAUCCUCUUGUUCCUGCUGCACUUCCCGAGACUCCAGGUGGGCAGUGACAGAGCUGGUGUACUGAGUCAUAGCCACAGGAGGAAGCUGACCUAAUAACAUUUCCAUGUUUUUCUUUUGGUGUGUGUGAGUCUGUGCGUGCCUGUGAAAGGGCUUCACAAAGUAGAAAACAAAUAAUUGCGAGAGAGCAAAGGUUGCAGAAUAGAAGAAGUGUCUGAUAUUGGCUGCAUGUGUGGGUCGGUGGGCACACCUGCAGAGCUUCGUAAUUGGCUGGGAGCAGUAGACGUGGUGACAGCGCCUGCUGUUUGGGUCUAUUAAUAACACUCUGACUCACUGGAGGAUUCAAGAUGUGAGUUUGUGCUGGAGCGCUUAUGUUUGUCACCAUACAACGGUGCCCUAAUUCCUGACCCGAUGAUGCUGGUUUUCGGUCGCUGGUGUUUCGGGUCCUCUGUGGAGGAUUACUGCCCCCAAGAGGCAAGUUUGUAAAUGCUUUCAUAGGGUCAUAGGAGGUGUUGACUGCCUAGAGCUCUCCAGGACUGCAGGGAGGAUCUCUCUGCAUUAAUGGUCUGUGAGCUGCAGGUAAACAAACCACAGAACUAGCUUUUCUGUGUUAAGUUAAGCUUAUCCUUGGAAUAACUCAUCAUGUGAAAAAGUAUUAACAUCCCACGGAAAUUGUUUUUUUUAUAUAUAUAUAUUUGGACAAGUAAACACUAGAUGAGCUUUGAAACAGUGCCUAAAGGCGGGGUGUGAGGAAAAACACAGGGUUUAAAAACGUAUUAGGCUGUUUGCUGAUGAGUUUGUGCACAGAUGUUACUGUCUUAGAGGACUCCACGGUGAAAAUUAACGCUUUUUAUUCAACAUAAAGUAUGUAAACCUGCAGGUACUUCGCUACUCUGUGCACAAAACACUUUUGUCUGCUAGCUCAUUCCAUAACCCUCCAUUCCUUCUUUUUUAACCACCCCCUGUUGAUUUUCUAGUCUUUACAUCAUCACCUCAUCAAAAGGGCCUCGCAUACAUUCCAAUCAGUCUCUGAUCUCACACAUAAUUAAUAGCUGAAUCAGUGUCUGGAAUCGACAGUCCCUAAGGUAGUGAAGCAACCCCAAACCGAUUAUUUCCACCUCCAUAGUUCUCAUGAGGUUCUUCUUCCGAAGCUGCCUUUGGUCAUUCCUGAUAUAAUGACUGAGCAACUCAGCCCGUUUUUUUCCGAGCUUCUUUUUCAAACAUUAAACACUUUUUGUGGCACCGUUAGUUGCAAGACUUAAAAUCCUGGUUUGUCUUUGCAUCAAAUGGUGUAUAUAAUAUCAUAUCAUAUAAGUUGGAAAACAUAUGAAAUCAAUUGCCAGAUUUGUAGACAUUCACAACUCUGAGUAUGAUGGCAAAGUCUUCAGGAGCAAAGAGAACAGCAGAACGAUAAAAAUGGGAGCUCCUAAUGUUAUGGACAUUAAGUUUUCUAUGAUGGAACUCACAAAAAACAAAAAGAAAAUAAUAAUUUUAAGUUUUACUUCUUUUAAAAUAGGCCCUGUAUUAUUAUUUGUACUGUUUCGCCUUCAAAUGUUUGCUUGUCCAAAUAUAUCAAGAAACUUUUAUGAAGAUCAUAAGCUUUUCUGUGACGUAAUGAGUUUUAUGCUUUAUUUAUAAAGCUCGUGAUCACUGAGCUGAUGCAUCGAACAAAGGCAGUAUGUAAGCCAAGAAAAAUGGCUGCUUGAUCUUCUUUUUGGAAUUCGACCUCUGUGGCGUGUCAGGAAUCUGCACCUGAACCCAAACGUGUAGCUGGAUGAAUCAAAAGAACCAGAUCUUUGUUUCUUUUUCUCACUUGAUCAAACCCAUUUACAUCUACAACACCAAAACAUAUGAGAAAUGUUCCAAUGAAUGUCCUUUAAUACCUUCCAGGCAGCUAUUGCUUUCAUUUGGUAUCUGUAUGGUAUGAAAGUCAGCUUCCAGGUUAAACCAGUUCAGUGAACAUCCUGCUCAGGUUUAUUUUAUCAGUGAUAUUAUUCUACAGAUGCAAGCAGACAGAAAACGAGCAAUAUUUUUAUCAACACAACAGAGAAAGUUCCCUUUCUUAAAACCCUAUUUGUUCAAGAAGCUACCAAACCAACAUCACUACGUACAUUGUGAUUAAUGUGAUCAGUGCAACACUGUGCAACAAUCAAAACCAUCUUGGGACUUCUCAGUAGCACACGGUUUUCUCACAAAAAUAUUUUCUUUUUUGUUAAAGGUACUUAACAAGUACUUUGUUAUUUAAAAUUUUUUUUCAAAAAAUAACCAAAGCUUUGAGCAGAUUUUAAAGAAACAACCUUUCAGUCUUUAACCAUCUAUUACUGUUGUGUUUACCCGCUGGUAAAAUGCUCCCACCUGCUGGUGAAAGCUUGAAGUACAUUUAGAAGGGGCUAAUUAAAAAAAACUAAAUUGUGCUUUUGUUGCGCACAAGUUAAUAAAGCUGAGCAUGUCGUUCACUGUAGUUUGUUUCAAGCAAGGGGGAGGUCAGUCAUGAAGAUCUGUAGUCUCUGAAUUCAGCUCGCAGAAAGAGUGGCAUUAUCCUGGGAAGAAAAGCAAACCAACACAAACGCAGGGUUCAGCUAAUCCAGCACUCGUACGCUUUGUCUUCACGUCACCUCGUGUGAUGAUGGCCAAUGUCAGAUGUUUUGCAGUAUUAAAACUUCAGUGUUUACCUCUGCCAAAGUUACUGCAGUCACCAUUCAGUACAAUGCUUUACAUUCAGUGCAUUGCAUCCCAUUGGUAACCCACUUCUGCUCCCGGAUCCUUGAAGCUAUUUCCCUUUAUGACUUCAAAAGUGGGAACACAUCCACGGAAAGAUUUCUCUCUCACUGUGAUUCAAUAUUUAAGCAGAAUUCUGGUUUGUUUCAGAUAUUUCCCAUUAUUGUGCCAAUUGCUGCUCCAUGAAUCGUGCUUACUCUGCCCUCCCCUCCACUGUAAUGAUUCAGUACAAAACAAUAUCAACAAAAAGUGUUCUUACUUGAGUCUGUCUGAUUGAAACACAAUAAUGGGAAAUAUGCAAGGUUAAAAUAAGCCACCAUUCACCCAUAAGGUGUCAGUUUGAGGUGUGGGAGUGGUAGACUAGCCAUGUAAAAGAUGGGUACUGCAAUGUACCUGUUAAUCCAUGUGUCUUAACUUAAAGCUAACCCUCCCUGUACUCUUCAGCGUGUGUGAUGCUACCAGUGGUCAAAUAGCGCUUAACGUUCAUGUGAAUAAUCGGAGAGUUGUUUAUACCUGCCGUAGUGACGUGGACAAACAUGUGAAACACUUGGAAAUGUGUAAAGGUGUUUUAGGUUUUGUAGGCUAAUAUCUGUGGCAUCUACAAUGUGUGUAUUGGCCUGUAUCUGCACCACUGACCUUUUAAACCAGUGCAGUUCCCUCAACUGUUCUCAUAGUCCAUUGUAUGUUUUUGUAAAGCUGACAGGAGAAAUAAAGACCAAAAGAAGAAAAAAUAUUUAUUGAAGUGUGUUUUAAAGCUAUAAAUAUAUAUAAUUAAUUAAAUGGACCUUGCUUUUAUUUUGAAAAGCUACUGUGUUUUCUAUCUGACUAAUAAUCAAAUAUAACAGUAUGUAUCCCAGCUAAAUAAAGACUUCUUUUCCUGACCAAA